Molecule: messenger RNA, 1435 nt
Organism: Rhipicephalus microplus (southern cattle tick)
Lineage: Eukaryota; Metazoa; Arthropoda; Arachnida; Ixodida; Ixodidae
Product: nucleoside diphosphate kinase
Biological process (GO): GTP biosynthetic process; CTP biosynthetic process; UTP biosynthetic process
Molecular function (GO): nucleoside diphosphate kinase activity
Source: RefSeq, a predicted model, not a curated record
ACUGACGCACUACAUCUCAUGUCGGAACGUUUUUUGUCUAUUCGUUUCGUAUCCGCACGCACGCACACCGGAUCAAUCACGCACGCACGCCACUGCCGGUCUCUGCGUGUGCCAACCUUUGACCGGAGCGCUUAAUUUGUGUGUAUAAAUAGCGCCAAUAAAAAGAGACACCCGUGCCAAAUGGUAGUAGGAAUACUCCUCUCUCUAUUCGCAUCCAUGUCGUCCGCGGUGCAGGCUUUCCGCGAGCGCACCUUCGUUAUCGUCAAGCCGGACGGUGUGCAGAGGGGCCUGAUCGGCAGAGUAGUCAGCCGGUUUGAGAAGAAUGGCUUCAAAUUAGUGGCUAUGAAGUUCCUUCAGGCAACCGAAGAAACAUUGAAAAAGCACUACGAGGAGCUCGCUGAACGUCCGUUUUUCCCCGCCCUCAUACAGUACAUGCAGAUGGGUCCUAUCGUGAUCAUGGUAUGGGAAGGCAAAGACAUUGUCAAAAGGGCACGAGAUAUCAUAGGUGCCACUGAUCCACUCAAGUCGAGCCCUGGUACCAUACGAGGCGACUAUGGAAUAGCAACUGGAAGGAAUGUUGUUCACGGCAGCGACUCCUUGGACAGCUCGAAGAGGGAAAUCAACUUGUGGUUUAGUAGGGCUGAGGUCAUCCCUUGGCAGCAAGAGUUGGAUGACUGGCUGAACAAAGAGAACUGAAGCGUAGUUACAGUGGCACUAACCAUUUACCUCCCACAUAUGAGCUCUGACCCUACGAUCAUGGGAUCGAGUCGUGACCACUGCAGCCGCUUUUUCAAUGAAGCUGAUAUGCUAGGGGCCCAUGUUCUUAGAUUUAGGCAUACGUUAAAGAGUGCAAGGUGAUGAAAAUUUCUGGAGCCCUCCACUGCGGUGUCUCUCAUAACCAUAUUGUAAUUUUAGGAUGUAAAACCCAGAACAAUUAUCAUUAUUGUUAACCUACACACGACCUCAGCACAUCCACCAAUUCUGUAUGCAUGCGAAACAAGACACAUUUAGGAGUUGAAACUACACUAUUUGUGGCAAGCAAACCAAGUCAUGCUCCGGUGAAUCAGAUAUCACGCUAGUGGCUGACAAGGAAAUUGAAGCUGUUUUCGAUACAAAGGGAGCUUUUCAUGGUGUUGGUCUCGUUGGGCUGCAUGCUACUGUGGAAUCUGCCUGUUUCGGUUUCUAUUGUUUGUUUUGAUACAUCUGCCGGAAGGUGCCCACAGUGCAUUUGCCUCUGUUGUCAUGCACUACAUUUUUUACAUUACCUGGUCAGUCGUGCACAUGAUCAUGGGAGUUUCACCUCCUAUAUAGUCUUGCUCCAUGACCGUGGAUCAGCUGAGCUCGCCCAUGGUUAACUCUUUCAUGCACAGAUGGUGCAGCUUUACCCUAAUAGUAGCAUUUUACACGACAAUUAUAAGAGGCAAUCUGAGUGAAA